AUGACAAAAAGUGAUAAUAAUGGAAUUCAUAAUCAUCCACAUUUACAUCCAAAUAUAAUUCAUGAUCCAUCAUCUGAAACUUCAGGUAUAAUAGCAUCAGAAUUAGCAGCAGAAGAUGGAAAUUUAAUACCAAAUGAUUCUUUUAAAUCUCAUACUUAUGGAUCAAUUGAAUCACAAGAUAAUGACCAUCAUCAAGAAACAAAUUAUGAAAUUGAUGAACCAAAUGGUGGUUAUGCAUUACCUCCAGCUCAAUUAUACACAGUUGUUUCAUCAUUAUUUAUGGCUUCAUUUUUAUCAGCAUUAGAUGCAACAGUUGUUACUACAUUAUUAACUUUAAUAGCAAGUGAUUUACAUGCUAUAAAAAAUAUUUCAUGGAUUGCAACUGCUUAUUUAUUAUCAAGUUCUGCUUUUCAACCAAUAUUUGGAAAAUUAUCGGAUAUUUUUGGUAGAAAAUUUAUUUUAAUUGGUUGUACUUUUUUAUUUGGUAUUGGAUGUCUUAUUUGUGUUACUGAUUCUUUAUUAUGGUUAGUUAUUGGAAGAUUUAUCACUGGUUGGGGUGGAUCAGGCUUAACUUCAGUGGGGACAAUGACAAUGUCAGAUUUAAUACCUUUAAGAGAUAGAGGAUUAUAUCAAGGAUUAGCUAAUAUUUGUUUUGGUUUGGGAUCUGCAUCAGGAGGAUUUAUUGGUGGUAUUAUUGCUGAUACAUUAGGUUGGAAAUAUGUAUUUAUAUUACAAAUUCCAUUAGCUAUUGUGGUUGGAUUAUGUAUUCAAUUAUAUUUAAAUUUACCUGAAGGUUCACCAGGUUUAGGAGCUCAUGGACAAGAUAUUUGGCAAAAAUUGAAAAGAGUAGAUUUCUUAGGAAGUUUCUGUUUAAUUAGUUCAUUAAUGUUAAUUUUAACUGCUGCUUCUUUGGGAGGUAGAGAUAUUGAAUAUUCUUCAAAUACUUUUAUUCUAUUAAGUAUUUCAAGUUUGAUAUUAUUAUCUGGAUUUUUCUACGUUGAAGCUUAUAUUAGUGAAGAACCAAUUAUUCCAAUUGAAUUAUUAGGUAAUAGAACUGUUUUAGCUUCAUCUUUAACAAAUUGGUUUUAUACAAUGGGAAUUUUUGCAACUAUGUUUUUUGUCCCCAUUUAUUAUACAUCUGUAUUAGAUAUGACAGCAAGUGAAAAUGGUUUAAGAUUAGUUCCUAAUUUAUUUAGUAUAUCAUUAGGAUCAGUUGGUGCAGGAUUAUAUAUGAAAAAAACUGGGAAAUAUUAUAAAUUAACUGUAUUAGCUGGUAUUAUUGCAAUCUUGGGAGUUUAUAAAAUAACUUUAAUAACACCAACAAUUCCAACAUGGCAACAAUUUUUAUUAUUAAUUCCAUCUGGAUUAGGUUAUUCAUGUAUUUUAACAAUUACUUUAUUAGCAUUAAUAUCUGCAACUCCAUUUAAAUAUCAAGCAUGUACAACAUCAAUUCAAUAUACUUUUAGAUCAACUGGUUCUACUUUGGGAGUAUCUGCAGCAUCUGCAAUAUUUCAAAAUGUAUUAGCAACAGAAUUAACUAAAAGAAUUUAUUUAAUAAUUAAAGAUCCAAAAGAUGCUCAAAAAAUCAUAAAUCAAGCAUUAGAUAGUACAAAUUAUAUUCAUCAGGCUCCAAAAUCUGUUCAACAAGCUAUUAGACUGUCAUAUGAAAGUGGAUGUAAAGGAGCUUUUUAUUUUGCUUUAGGUACUGUAACUUUAGGAGUUUUGUCUUCAUUAUUUAUGAGAGAACAUAAAUUACAUUCCACUCUUAAUAGAAAGUAA
Messenger RNA from Lodderomyces pseudojiufengensis, 1779 nucleotides. RefSeq lists its product as uncharacterized. Lineage: Eukaryota; Fungi; Ascomycota; Pichiomycetes; Serinales; Debaryomycetaceae. Gene Ontology annotation, biological process: basic amino acid transport; transmembrane transport. Gene Ontology annotation, molecular function: basic amino acid transmembrane transporter activity. Gene Ontology annotation, cellular component: fungal-type vacuole membrane. Bases 1 to 1779 code for a protein of 592 amino acids. The transcript has a single exon. The record is from RefSeq and is a predicted model, not a curated record.